Molecule: messenger RNA, 2152 nt
Organism: Pundamilia nyererei
Lineage: Eukaryota; Metazoa; Chordata; Actinopteri; Cichliformes; Cichlidae
Exons: 10
Coding region: 480-1181 (233 amino acids)
Biological process (GO): T cell receptor signaling pathway; regulation of cytokine production
Cellular component (GO): external side of plasma membrane
Molecular function (GO): signaling receptor binding
Source: RefSeq, a predicted model, not a curated record
CAACAGAUGCAUGCUGACUGGCCAGUAUAUCAUGAUAUCACUGAUAGGAGGAGGAGUCUUGUACACAAGUUAUGUUGUGUUAUUAUAGAACUGAAGCAAAACGCAGUAUCGACACGUUGAAGCGAAUAAAAAGCUACCAACGGGAAGAAGAGAAGACAACAGGAGUAUGAACUUGAUCUUUUACUGAUCAUCAGCUGAUCAUCAGCUGAUAUAAUUGAUGUGAUAGAAAGUGGACAGAUCGCCGAUCGCUCUCUUUGCCUUAGAAACAAGAAGGAGAUUUAAACCGACAGUGAGUAGUGACCUUGACUGUCCCUUUGAGGCCUUCUGAAUUUACUUCAUUUAAUUUUCUGGUCACUAAGUGUAAUGCACCCAGUAAAGUCAACAGGAAAACUUUACAUGCUCUUCCGUGUUCGUAGAGAGGAGCUCAUGGUUCGUAGAGACAGCUGCCAGAGACGGAGAAACGCAAGAACAGAGAGAAGAUGAUCAGGAUCCUUCUGUUUCUCGGCCUGGCGUCCUCUGUCUGGACGUUUGUUUUGAAAAGGACUGCGACUGUCUUUGAGGCCAAGGAGGACGACAACAUCACCAUCAGAUUGGACAGUCAGCUCCAAGCUGACGUGUCUCUGGCUGACAUGAUGUGUGUUUUCCACUCAGACGUCACUAAGAUUUUGUUUAAAAUGAUCAGAGGAGUGGAGGACUCUGAGUCUCAGCAUGAGCAGUUUGCAGGACGAGUUCAGACUGACAGAGACGCUCUGAGAGGAGGACGAAUCAGACUUCAUCUGUCCAGAGUCACAGCUGAAGACUCUGGAAGCUACAGGUGUGACGUGGCUGCCGACUACGACGACAGCCUGAAGAGAUGGAGGCUCGAGACAAAUGAAAACUUUGUCUUGAGUGUGGGUCGAACUUCUGAUGGAGACAGCAGUGAUUUCUCACUCAAACCUCCAAUGUUUGGACCACCAAAAGGUUUUGCGUCUCUGUACAUGAAUGUGAGGAAAAUAAAGGUGGACAAAAUGAAGAUUUUGAGUGCAGGUGAUGCUGAAGAUCCACAACUGGCGGGAAGAAAGACAAGUCAGGAGGAAACGGUGCUGUUUGUUCUGGCUGUAGUUUUAAUUAUUGCAAAUGCAGGAACCAUCGUACUUUUAAUAAAAUUUCUUCAUGAUGGUUUAAAACGAUCAACAACAUGAUGAAACACCGCUACUGUGUCCCUGACCAAAUGAGUCAAACCAACAACGACUUUCUUACCUGCUCCAGUUGUGCUAAUGUUAAAAACAAACUAACAAAUAAACAACAGCAAAAAAAAGCUCACUAUAAGAAAAUUACACUUAGAAGAUGAAAAAAGACCAAAAAAAAUCAGAUGUUAAAAUGCUGAUUCUUUGCUUUCGAAAAUCUUUUUCAGUAUUUGUGUCUUUUCUAAAUUGAGCCUUUGAACUAAGAGUUGAUAGAAAUGAUAUUUCAGAAGCAAAUCAUUCUACAUUUAGUGAUUUAGGGUUUAAUUUCCUCAUAUAUAACGCAUAUGCAGUAUGAUGUAUUUUUCUCACUUAAAAAUACUCAAAUGAAGAUCAGUGUAUAUCAUGGGGAUAACAGCUGUGGGGUUUAAGGAAGAAAGAACAGAUGUAAUUUUCUGUACCAUCACUUCAAAGUCCUUUUCUGUAUCUAUUACCACAUUGUGUUCAUAUGCAGAGAGAAAUAACUUACUUGUUAUCAAAAGGGACUUUGAUAUAUAGUUUCAUCAGUGAAAUUGCACAAGGCAUAUUGUACAAGGUACAGCGGCCAUGAACAGCACUAAUGCUAACUUUAUUUGAAACAUCUUGUCUGUAGGAAUAUUGAUUCUGUUCUUGAAAUAAUAUUUUGACUUUUAGAAAUGUUGUCUUAUUCUCAAAAUGAAAAACGUAAAAAAGAAAAGUUGUCAGUCAAGUCCCCACAGUGCUGCGUGGUAGACUGCUGCAACAGCUGCCAGCACAUGUGUUCUUAAGCUUCCUGUUUUUCUGGUUCUUUUUGUCACACUCUUGGCAGUCAAGACUCUUUGCUAGAUCAUCACUCUGGCAGUGCAUAUCCUGUUUGCUUUGAAGUGAACACAACAUGGUUUCAGAGCUGAGGCUAACUGGAGAACUAAGCAGCUAUCAGAGAUCAAUGAUAUGAACAAAACUGGGGAACA